Molecule: messenger RNA, 540 nt
Organism: Cutaneotrichosporon oleaginosum
Lineage: Eukaryota; Fungi; Basidiomycota; Tremellomycetes; Trichosporonales; Trichosporonaceae
Source: RefSeq, a predicted model, not a curated record
AUGCGUCUCCUUCUCCUCGCUGCGCUGGCCGCCGCGCAGAGCGACACCGCGUCUCCUCUUACGACACGGCUUACACCCGUCUCGCUCACGCCGGUAGCCGGUCCAACCAGACCCCUCACGGUGACCGUGACGCUCCCGCCCGCGACCUCAAGCACAGAAUCACCCUCCGAACCCGCCGACCUCAUCGGGGGCAUCCUCGGCGCCGUCCUCGCGAUCCACCUCGCGGCCGCCGCAGCCUGGUUCUACCUCUACCAGCGCCGCAAAGCACGUCUCGCGAAAGGGGGCGAUAUCGAGCUCCUCCCCGCCCCGGCCCCCGCCCCCGCCCAGCCCGAUGAGAUCCCGCCGCCCGCGCACCCCGCGCCCGCCGUGCCCCCUACGCUCGGGAAGCGGGACUCGCAAAGCUCGUCUAGUACGCUCGUGCAGGCGCGUGUGGGAAAGUGGUCGCGUGGUGGGCGCUCGAAUGCGUCCGGGAAGGGGAUGUAAAGUCAGCAGAAGGGGGGGGGAGUAGGGGGAGUAGGGGGAGUAGGGUGGAUGGUUAGG